AUGUCGAACGCGAUAGAGGAUCCCGGGAAGAAUGGAAGGAGUGGUGUCAAGCCAACUGGCCUGCGAUCCCGGACGUUUGGCCGGCCUCGAGCACCAUCAGAUACCAUCGUUGUAGGCGGCGGAGGUAGCGAAUACGAGUCAGACUCCGACUUGGAGUUGUAUGAGUCCACGCUCAAACUACAGUAUAAUACUGUACGGGGCUACGUCUCGGCCAUACAGAAGCUUUACGACGAGCAGAAGAGCCGGGAGUCAAUCCUGCGGCCCGGCCACAGGAGUGGCACUGAAGGCGCUCAAACGCAGCAUUCUUGCAACGACUUGGAGCCGGAAGAGGAAGGAAUACAUGGACAGGGAGUUGGAACUCUGAGAGAUGUGUAUGCGCCGGCGCAGAUACCCGACCACACCAACGUGGCAUGGUCCGAGAGGAGAGAUCGCCUGCGCCCUGAGGACGCAGGGUAUACCACAAAGGCGCUGGUUGUCGUGAUGAACUGUGGGAAGACCAACCAGCACGGCCGCAUGGAGUAUGGAUCUGCUCUGCGGCAUCGAGAUCCGCGAUCUUGUCUCAUCGGCGCCCUCGCGUUCUGGCUUUUCUGGCGCUGGCAGGUAGAAAAGGCGGAAAGGUUUCCCGUCUUCCAAAGAAGCGAAGACUGGUAUGAAACGAAGGUGCUCCGCCGAUCGGCGAAGGAGCCUCAAGCUCCGUUGUCGGGCCAGACUGCCCGAGAAUGGACGUCCAGGUUCUACAAGAAGGCCGGCAUCAAGGUCUCCAAGGUCAGCCACGCGCCUAGAGUGGCGGCGACGCAAAACGCCGACAUGGCCGGGGGGGAUGAAGGCCAGAUCCGCCGAGCCGGUCGUUGGAAUAACGGAGACCAAAUGACCGGCUGCUAUCUGACUUCCUGCCUUUCGAAUUCAUGA
This is a messenger RNA of Hirsutella rhossiliensis, 909 nucleotides long. Its product is annotated as centromere DNA-binding protein complex CBF3 subunit. Bases 1 to 909 code for a protein of 302 amino acids. The transcript has 8 exons. The record is from RefSeq and is a predicted model, not a curated record. Gene Ontology annotation, molecular function: DNA binding. NCBI's taxonomy places the organism in Eukaryota, Fungi, Ascomycota, Sordariomycetes, Hypocreales, Ophiocordycipitaceae.